GGCUUGUUACCAAUAUAUCGAUGCUCUCUCUCUCUCUAUAUAUAUACAGCUAGUAAAGCUUUAACCACAACAACAUUUUCAAAUAUACAUAUAUAUUAUCAAGAAAAUUAAUCUUCCAGCGCCUGAUUUAAUCCCAAAUUGCAUGCAGUUCAAUUCUCUAGUACAAGGUGCUGCAGAGAUGAAGAAGUGUGAUGGGGAGAGUCCAAAACUUGAGUUGAAACUGAACUUGUCCCCUCCAGGGGAACACCGACAAGUGGUGUCCCCGGAGAUAUCGCCCCAGAGCUCGUGUGUGUCGCGGGAGACGAGCCCGGAGGCGAUGUCGAUGAUGUUGGUGGGAUGCCCUCGUUGCCUAAUGUAUGUUAUGCUGUUUCAGGACCACCCCAAGUGCCCCAAGUGUAAGAGUACUGUUUUGCUCAAUAUCACACUCACCACCUGACGCCAACUCACACCCCCUAAUUAACACCUCUAUCUAUUUAUUUCUUUUCUUCUUUAAAAAAAAUCAGUCUCAUCUUUGCUUCAUGUAUAAGAUGUAGAAAGGAGGAAUGAAUUGAAUAUGGGGUGCUUUUGUAUUUCA
Messenger RNA from Salvia hispanica, 574 nucleotides. The record is from RefSeq and is a predicted model, not a curated record. NCBI's taxonomy places the organism in Eukaryota, Viridiplantae, Streptophyta, Magnoliopsida, Lamiales, Lamiaceae.